UCUUUCUUAGUAAAAGUGAUCAGCUAACAACCAAACAUGAAUUACGAGUAACAACAAACUGGUUGGUUUGAAACUUUAAACUCAAUACACAAAAAAAGAAACACACACUAAAAUUAUAUCCCAGUAAUUAUAACAACAGCAAUUAUCUAAAUUUAGAUAAAUAUGGGUUCCUCUUUUUUUUUUUCUUAAACAAAAUUUGGGUUAAAUCUGGCAAAGUUCGUGGGAUUGAGGGCACGGUCGUUGUUGAGGCAAGGUGGCAUUGGCUGGGGCGUAGACGACCACCACAGCUAACGAAACGACAGCCGCUGGAGGCCCUGGCAACAAAGGCUGUUCUCGUUUUCUGACAUGGCGGUAGUCUCCAUUACUUGGGUCUCAGCUUUUAGAAUCGGACUAUCCCUCCUUGUCUUGGCCGCCAUUGUCACCGCCCUCGUUUCCCUUCCCAUCGAAAAGAUGUUGAAGGGUUUUUUGUCCUGGUUAAAGGAGGAUCUUGGGCUAUGGGGUCCUCUUGUGCUGGCCUGUGCAUACAUUCCUCUCACAAUUCUUGCUGUUCCUGCUUCAGUUCUUACCCUUGGGGGAGGUUUUCUGUUUGGGCUGCCUGUGGGAUUUAUUGCUGAUUCAAUUGGUGCUACAAUAGGGGCUACAGUUGCUUUCUUUCUUGGAAGAACAAUCGGAAGAUCAUAUGUCAUCUCCAAGCUAAGGAAAUACCCAAAUUUCCAGGCUGUUUCCAUUGCAAUUGAGAGAUCUGGUUUUAAGAUAGUUUUGCUGCUUCGGCUUGUUCCUUUAUUGCCAUUCAACAUGUUGAAUUACCUCCUUUCUGUGACUCCUGUUGGUCUGGGGGAGUAUGUGUUGGCAUCUUGGUUAGGGAUGAUGCCUUCCACGUUUGGACUGGUAUAUAUUGGAACAACUCUAAAGGACCUUUCUGAUGUCACACAUGGAUGGAAUGAGGUUUCCACAGUUCAUUGGGUUUUUAUGGCACUCGGUUUUGCUGUAUCUGUGAUUAUGAUCGUUUACAUUACUAAAGUUGCCAAGGCUUCUUUGGACAAAACACUGGCUGAGAAUGCUAAGAUGGAGAGGAUCUUCGGCCCAGCAAUGCUCCCUAUCGUGGCAGAUUCUUCCUUGGAUAUUCAGAAGCCUCUCAUAAUUAGGGUAGACUCGUCGAGGGAGGAAAAUGAGAGACAGAUUCCUGUUUGAUGUAUAUUCUUUUCUCACUCUCUUUUACUUCAUCAGUCAAAAAAUUUUUUUUAAAGGCCUAUCUACCUGACCCUGUGCAGCAUGAAAGUAGUGAAAAACUAACAAGCAGAAAUUAGGGCAGUAGAGUAUGGACUAUGGACUAUGUAUGUGGCUGUGUGUAAGGCGUCAACCAACCAUUGCCCUCCGCAUCAUAUAAAGAACAGCUGAG
Molecule: messenger RNA, 1399 nt
Organism: Durio zibethinus
Lineage: Eukaryota; Viridiplantae; Streptophyta; Magnoliopsida; Malvales; Malvaceae
Cellular component (GO): membrane
Source: RefSeq, a predicted model, not a curated record